AUGAGUUCGGAUGCGGAGAUGGCCGUGUUCGGCCCGGCUGCCAUCUACCUCCGCAAGCCUGAGAAGGAGCGCAUCGAGGCCCAGAACCGUCCGUUUGACGCCAAGUCAGCCUGCUUCGUCCCAGACACCAAGGAGCUAUACAUCAAGAGUGUCGUCCAGAGCAGGGAGGAUGGUAAAGUGACUGUGCAGACAGAGGCAGGGGAGACAGUGACCGUUAAAGACGCUGACUGCCACCCCAUGAACCCACCCAAGUAUGACAAGAUUGAGGACAUGGUCAUGAUGACUCACCUCAAUGAGCCAUCUGUGCUGUUUAACCUCAAAGAGCGUUACGCAGCCUGGAUGAUCUAUACCUACUCUGGGCUGUUCUGUGUAACAGUGAACCCCUACAAGUGGCUGCCUGUGUACAAUGCAGAGGUGGUGUCCGCCUACAGGGGGAAGAAGCGCAUGGAGGCUCCACCCCACAUCUUCUCUGUGUCUGAUAACGCCUACCAGAAUAUGCUGACAGACCGUGAGAAUCAGUCUGUUCUGAUCACUGGAGAAUCUGGUGCAGGGAAGACUGUGAACACCAAGCGUGUCAUACAGUACUUUGCAACAAUUGCAGUGUCUGGUGGAGACAGCAAGAAGAAAGAGGCUGCCCCUGGCAAAAUUCAGGGCACGCUGGAAGAUCAAAUCAUCUCAGCCAACCCUCUGCUUGAAGCAUUUGGGAAUGCUAAGACUGUGAGGAAUGAUAACUCAUCACGUUUUGGUAAAUUCAUUAGAAUUCACUUCGGGACAACGGGGAAACUGUCAUCUGCAGAUAUCGAAACUUACUUAUUGGAAAAAUCCAGAGUGACGUUUCAGCUCUCAGAUGAAAGAAGCUAUCACAUCUUCUAUCAAAUCAUGACAAACCACAAACCAGAGCUCAUUGAAACACUGCUGAUCACUACCAACCCCUAUGAUUUCCCAAUGAUCAGCCAGGGACAGAUCACAGUGGCCAGCAUUGAUGACAAGGAGGAGCUGGUUGCUACAGAUACUGCUAUAGACAUACUGGGCUUCACCCCUGAUGAGAAAGUGAGCAUCUACAAGCUGACGGGAGCUGUAAUGCAUUAUGGGAACAUGAAGUUCAAGCAAAAACAGCGAGAGGAGCAGGCUGAGCCAGACGGCACUGAGGUGGCUGACAAAGUGGCCUACCUCAUGGGCCUGAACUCUGCGGAUCUCCUCAAGGCUCUGUGUUACCCCAGAGUCAAGGUUGGAAAUGAGUUUGUUACCAAGGGGCAAAAUGUCCAGCAGGUGGUCAACUCAGUUGGAGCUUUGGCAAAAUCUGUGUAUGAGAAGAUGUUUCUGUGGAUGGUAAUAAGGAUAAAUCAGAUGUUGGACACCAAGCAACCCAGACAGUUCUACAUUGGAGUCCUUGACAUCGCUGGGUUUGAAAUUUUUGAUUACAACAGCUUGGAACAGCUGUGUAUCAACUUCACAAAUGAGAAGCUGCAACAGUUUUUCAAUCACCACAUGUUUGUGCUGGAGCAAGAUGAAUAUAAAAAGGAAGGAAUUGACUGGGAAUUUAUUGACUUUGGAAUGGACUUGGCUGCCUGCAUUGAGCUCAUUGAGAAGCCAAUGGGGAUCUUCUCCAUCCUUGAGGAAGAGUGUAUGUUUCCAAAGGCAACUGACACCUCUUUCAAGAAUAAGCUGUAUGACCAACACCUGGGCAAGAACAAUGCCUUCCAGAAGCCCAAGCCUGUCAAGGGCAAGCCUGAGGCCCACUUCACCCUGGUGCACUAUGCCGGCACGGUGGACUACAACCUCACCGGCUGGCUGGAUAAGAACAAGGACCCGCUAAAUGAGUCUGUGGUGCAGCUCUACCAGAAAUCCUCCAUCAAGCUGCUGUCUAUGCUCUAUGCAUCCUUCUCAUCUUCUGAGUCAGAGGGUGGUGGUGGCAGUGGUGGGGGUGCUGCUGGUGGUGGUGGAAGUAAGAAGGCUGCCAAGAAGAAGGGAGGCUCCUUCCAGACAGUCUCAGCCGUCUUCCGGGAAAAUCUUGGCAAACUGAUGACCAACUUGAGAAGCACACACCCUCACUUUGUGCGAUGUCUGAUUCCCAAUGAAGUAAAAACUCCAGGGAUUAUGGACAAUCACCUUGUCAUUCACCAGCUGCGCUGUAACGGUGUGCUGGAGGGCAUCAGAAUUUGCCGGAAGGGCUUCCCCAGUAGAAUCCUGUACGCUGACUUUAAGCAGAGGUACAGAAUACUGAAUGCCAGUGCAAUCCCAGAGGGCCAAUUCAUUGAUGGCAAGAAGGCUUCCGAGAAGCUUUUGGGUUCCAUCGAUGUCGACCACACCGAAUAUCGCUUUGGGCACACAAAGGUGUUUUUCAAAGCAGGACUGCUGGGUACACUGGAGGAGAUGCGAGACGAGAAGCUGGCUUCCCUGGUGACCUCCACACAGGCCCUGUGCCGAGGAUACCUCAUGAGGGCAGAAUUUGACAAGAUGAACUCCAGAAAGUAUGCCGUGUACACCUUACAAUACAACCUUCGCUCAUUCAUGAAUGUGAAACACUGGCCAUGGAUGCGGCUCUACUUCAAGAUCAAACCUCUGUUGAAGAGUGCCGAGACAGAGAAGGAGAUGGCGACCAUGAAAGAGGACUUUGUGAAGUGCAAGGACGACCUGGUGAAGCAGGAGACCAAGCGUAAGGAACUGGAGGAGAAGAUGGUCUCCCUGCUGCAGGAGAAGAAUGACCUGCUCUUACAGAUCCAGGCGGAAGCGGAACAUCUAUCAGAUGCUGAGGAGAGAUGUGACGGUCUAAUUAAAAGCAAGAUCCAGCUGGAGGCCAAACUCAAAGAGGUGACCGAGAGGCUGGAGGAUGAGGAGGAGAUCAAUGCAGAGCUGACAGCCAAAAAGAGGAAAUUGGAGGACGAGUGUUCUGAGCUGAAAAAGGACAUUGAUGACCUUGAGCUCACCUUGGCCAAAGUGGAAAAGGAAAAACAUGCCACUGAAAAUAAGGUGAAAAAUCUCAUAGAGGAGAUUUCAGUUCAAGAAGAGAGUACUGCAAAGCUAACUAAGGAGAAGAAAGCCCUCCAAGAGGCACAUCAGCAGACUCUGGAUGACCUUCAAGUUGAAGAGGACAAAGUCAACAGCUUGACCAAGGCCAAAGCAAAACUUGAACAGCAAGUAGAUGAUCUUGAGGGAUCCCUGGAGCAAGAGAAGAAGCUCCGCAUGGAUCUAGAAAGAGGAAAGAGGAAGCUGGAAGGAGACCUGAAACUCACUCAAGAGUCCAUAAUGGACUUGGAGAAUGACAAACUACAGUUAGAGGAGAAGCUCAAGAAGAAAGAUUUUGAAACAAGUCAGUUGCUCAGCAAAAUUGAGGAUGAACAAGUGAUGUCAUCACAACUUCAAAAGAAGCUGAAGGAACUUCAGGCCCGUGCUGAAGAACUGGAGGAGGAGAUUGAGGCUGAGCGUGCCGCCCGAGCCAAAGUGGAGAAGCAGCGGUCCGACCUGUCCAGGGAGCUGGAGGAGAUCAGCGAGAGGCUGGAGGAGGCCGGCGGUGCCACUGCGGCCCAGAUUGAGAUGAACAAGAAGCGGGAGGCCGAGAAUCAGAAACUCCGGCGGGACCUGGAGGAAUCCACCCUGCACCAUGAGGCCACCACCGCAGCGCUGCGCAAGAAGCAGGCUGACAGCAUUGCUGAGCUGGGCGAGCAGCUCGACAACCUCCAGAGGAUCAAACAGAAACUGGAGAAGGAGAAGAGCGAGUGCAAGAUGGAGAUUGAUGACCUGACUGGCAAUAUGGAGGCUGUGGCAAAGGCCAAGGUCCACCUGGAGAAAAUGUGUCGCACAUUAGAGGACCAGCUGAUUGAAAUCAAGACUAAAAACGAAGAGGGCUUGAGACACCUCAAUGACUUAAGUGGUCAGAAAGCUCGUCUUCAGACAGAAAAUGGGGAAUACUCACGCCAACUCGAGGAAAAAGAAAGUCUCAUUUCACAGUUAACCAGAGGCAAAAUGGGCUACACACAGCAGUUAGAUGAGCUGAAAAGACAGUUUGAAGAGGAAGCAAAGGCCAAGAAUGCCCUGGCCCAUGCUCUGCAGUCGUCCCGUCAUGACUGUGACCUCCUGCGGGAGCAGUUUGAGGAGGAGCAGGAGGCCAAGGCUGAGUUGCAACGCUCCAUGUCCAAGGCCAACAGCGAGGUGGCGCAGUGGAGAACCAAAUACGAGACUGACGCAAUCCAACGCACAGAGGAGCUGGAGGAGACCAAGAAAAAGCUGGCUCAACGUCUCCAAGAGGCCGAGGAACAAAUUGAAGCGUCUAACGCAAAAUGCGCUUCUCUGGAGAAGACCAAACAGAGGUUGCAAAGUGAGAUAGAGGACCUCAUGACUGAUGUGGAGAAGGCCAACAGUAUGGCAGCCAACUUGGACAAAAAGCAAAGGAACUUUGAUAAGGUCCUUGCUGAGUGGAAGCAGAAGUAUGAGGAAUGCCAGGCAGAGCUGGAAGGAUCCCAGAAAGAGGCCAGAACACUCAGCACGGAGCUUUUCAAAAUGAAGAACUCCUAUGAGGAGGCACUGGACCAUCUUGAGACCUUCAAACGUGAAAAUAAAAACCUGCAACAGGAGAUAUCCGACUUGACAGAGCAGAUAGGUGAGACUGGGAAGAGCGUCCAUGAGCUUGAGAAGGCCAGGAAACAGAUGGAGACAGAGAAAUCCGACAUCCAAGGAGCACUGGAGGAAGCUGAGGCAUCUCUGGAACACGAAGAGUCUAAGAUUCUUCGAGUGCAGCUGGAGCUCAACCAGGUGAAGUCUGAGGUGGAGCGAAAGAUCGCUGAGAAGGACGAGGAGAUGGAGCAACUGAAGAGGAGCAGUCAGAGGACCAUUGACACCUUGCAGAGUACCCUGGAUUCAGAGGUCAGGAGCAGGAACGAUGCCCUGAGAGUCAAAAAGAAGAUGGAGGCCGAUCUGAACGAGAUGGAGGUUCAGCUGAGCCAUGCUAAUCGGCAGGCAAUUGAAGCACAGAAGCAACUGAGACAUGUUCAGGGACAGCUUAAGGAUAUCCAAAUUCAUCUGGAUGAUGCCGUGAGGGGAGAGGAGGACAUGAAGGAGCAGGUUGCCAUGACUGAGCGGAGGGCCAACCUCAUGCAGUCUGAAAUCGAGGAGCUCCGCAACGCCCUGGAGCAGACGGAGCGAGGUCGCAAGGUGGCCGAGCAGGAGCUGCUUGAUGCCAGCGAACGUGUGGCUCUUCUACACUCUCAGAAUACAAGUCUUCUGAACACGAAGAAGAAGCUUGAGGCGGAUGUGGUGCAGCUUCAAAGUGAAAUGGAGGACUCUGCUCAAGAAGCCAGGAAUGCUGAGGAGAAGGCCAAGAAAGCCAUCACAGAUGCUGCUAUGAUGGCAGAGGAGCUGAAGAAAGAGCAGGACACCAGUGCUCACCUGGAAAGGAUGAAGAAGAACCUGGAGGUCACAGUCAAGGACCUGCAGCACCGUCUGGAUGAGGCCGAGAACCUGGCCAUGAAGGGUGGCAAAAAGCAACUCCAGAAACUGGAAUCACGGGUUCAGGAGAUGGAGGGCGAGCUGGAUGCUGAGCAGAAGCGAGGGGCUGAAGCCAUCAAGGGCGUCCGCAAGUACGAGAGGAGAGUGAAGGAGCUCAGCUACCAGUCUGAAGAAGAUAAGAAGAAUGUGAACAGACUGCAAAAUCUGGUGGACAAACUCCAGAAUAAAGUGAAGGCCUACAAGAGACAAGCUGAAGAGGCGGAGGAGCAGGCCAACACUCACCUGACUCGCUUCAGGAAGGUGCAGCACGAGCUGGAGGAGGCUCAGGAGAGGGCCGACAUCGCCGAGUCUCAGGUCAACAAGAUGAGAGCCAAAACCAGAGACAUGGGACCUAAGACUCCAGAGGGAUCAGCACAGUAGCAGAGACAGAGAUUAUAUCUGCGCCUCUCAGAAACAUAGAGAGCGAAAUAGAGCAGCUGCACGUGUAUUGCAUGCAUUAGCUGAUGCUCAGCCAUUAUGCUGAAAAUGUCAAUAUAAUAUCCACUAAAUACACUAUGCUGGGACCUUGGUCCAGACAUACAGCCCUUGCUUAUGUUUGUGGGCUUAGUAUCCAAAUAAAACAAACCCUUAUGGAAAUGACUGCAGUGUAUAAUGGGGAAAACACGUUAUAUUAUUUGUACCUAAAACCAUUUGGGUUUACAACAGAUGCUGAAAUG
Messenger RNA from Engraulis encrasicolus (European anchovy), 6158 nucleotides. Its product is annotated as myosin heavy chain, fast skeletal muscle-like. Lineage: Eukaryota; Metazoa; Chordata; Actinopteri; Clupeiformes; Engraulidae. Gene Ontology annotation, molecular function: actin filament binding; microfilament motor activity; ATP binding. Bases 1 to 5862 code for a protein of 1953 amino acids. The record is from RefSeq and is a predicted model, not a curated record. Gene Ontology annotation, biological process: muscle contraction. The transcript has 39 exons. Gene Ontology annotation, cellular component: myosin filament; myosin II complex; cytoplasm.